Molecule: messenger RNA, 4053 nt
Organism: Paralichthys olivaceus (Japanese flounder)
Lineage: Eukaryota; Metazoa; Chordata; Actinopteri; Pleuronectiformes; Paralichthyidae
Product: taste receptor type 1 member 1-like
Biological process (GO): G protein-coupled receptor signaling pathway
Cellular component (GO): plasma membrane
Molecular function (GO): G protein-coupled receptor activity
Source: RefSeq, a predicted model, not a curated record
AUGAAACAUUUUCUCUAUUGUCUGUGUCUGCUGGGCUCUCUUCUAUCUGCCUUCUCAACUCAAUGCACUGUCCCAGCCUCGGAGUUUCAGCUGGAAGGAAACUAUCUCAUAGGGGGACUUUUUGAUAUUCAUUAUGUUAGUGACCCUGAACAUCACGUCAGACCAGAGGCCAUCAACUGCUCCAGUCAACUCUUCAGUCUGUCCAGUUAUCGGAGGUUUCAGUUGAUGAGAUUCGCUGUGGAGGAAAUCAAUAACUCCACCAACCUGCUGCCUAAUGUGUCUCUUGGUUAUGACAUUUUUGACCAGUGCUCGGAAUUUCAGAAUUUCCCAGGAAUUUUCAACCUCAUCUCAUUCAAUGGCUCAAUUAAACUCUUGGGUGAAAAACAUGAGAAUAUAUUCAAAAUGACUAAAGUGGUAGGACUGGUCGGCCCCUUCUCAAGCACUGAGACAGUAACUGUUGCCCCGCUGUUCAUGUUGGAUUUCAUCCCUAUGGUCAGUUAUGGAGCUUCCUUCUCUGCCUUUUCAGAAAAAGUGAAAUAUCCCUCUUUCCUGCGAACAGUGCAUUCCAAUGAAGACAUCAUAGAAGUGAUUGUUAACAUCAUUCUGCACUUUAAAUGGCAGUGGGUUGCUUUCCUCAACAGUGCUGAUGAAUAUGGAAUUGACGGCCUGAUUUUGUUCAUGAAGAGGAUUAAAGACACUGAGAUCUGCCUGCCGUUCACCAAAAAGCUCACUGACAACACUAAUCACUCCCAAAUGUUCCAACAGAUAGAUGCACUGAAGAUACACAUCAUUGUUGUCUUUGCUCCUGAGUUGACUUCUGAAACUCUCAUUAAGUCAGCAAUUAGACUGAAUGUCACCAACAAGGUGUGGAUAGCAACAGACACCUGGUCCUUAAACAAGAUACUUCUCAAGGAGACAGGAAUCCAAAAUAUUGGAACUGUACUCGGCCUUUCUCAGUCAGUAGUGAUGAUACCCGGUUUCAGUGAUUUUAUCCAUUCUUCCAAAAGCAGGACUCACUGUGGUAAUGUAAAGCAACCAACGUUUUGUAAUCAGGUUUGCAACUGUGACAGCCUGAGUGCAGAGGAUCUCAUUUCUAUGGACCCAUCCUUCUCUUUUGCUGUGUAUUCUGCUGUAUAUGCUGUUGCAAACGCCUUACACAAUGUCCUACAAUGUGAAGCUGGUCAAUGUAAUGACAACAUUACAGUGUACCCAUACAUGGUUCUAGCAGAGCUGAAGAAGUCAAACUUUAUGCUUUUAAAUCAAAAUAUUCGGUUUGAUCCGAAUGGCAAUCCCAGGUUUGGAUCCUAUUAUAUAGUUCUCUGGAACCAGAGUGGUGAAGCCCAGAGGAUCGGCUUUUACGAUUUUCACACAUGUCCCCAUUUUUUCAUGAACAACACCAAAAUACAGUGGUACUCAGGUGAAGAAGUGCCUACUUCGCGGUGUUCCCCACCAUGUCCUGAGGGAUAUGCAAAAAAUCCAGAUGGAAUCCACAAAUGCUGUUUCACUUGUCAAAUCUGUCCAAAAGGAACAUAUGUCAACAGCACAGGUAAAUUAUUAUGGAGGAAAACAAGAACACUUAAAAAAGCAUUUUAUUUUCUUGCUUCUCUGUGUCUGCUGGGCUCUCUUCUACGUGCCUCCUCGACUCAAUGCACAGUCCCAGCCUCGGAGUUUCAGCUGGAAGGAGAUUAUCUGAUAGGUGGACUUUUUGAUAUUCAUCACGUCAGCACCAUUGAUUAUCAUGUCAGACCAGAGGCCUUUGACUGCUCCAGUCAACCCUUCCUUCUUCCAAAUUAUCGAAGGUUUCAGUUGAUGAGAUUCGCUGUGGAGGAAAUCAACAACUCUACCGAACUGCUGCCAAAUCUGUCUCUUGGCUAUGAGAUUUUUGACCACUGCUCAGACACACGGAAUUUCCCAGCGAUUUUUAACCUCAUGUCAGUCAAUGGCUUGAUUGAAGCUUGGGGUGUAACACACAAGUCCAAUGUAUCUGACGUGAUCGCAGUGGUUGGUCCUUUCACAACCACUCAGGCCCUGACCGUAGCCUCAAUGUUCAUGGUGAAUCUCGUUCCUGUGGUCAGUUAUGGAUCUUCUAGUUCUGUCCUUUCAAAGAAAGCUAAAUUCCCCUCUUUCCUACGCACAGUCCAUCCUAAUAAAGACACCAUAACAGUGAUUGUUAGAAUUCUGCAACACUUCAACUGGCGCUGGGUUGCCUUCCUUCACACUGACAAUGAUUUUGGCAUUGAUGGACUUGAAAUGUUCUUAAAUGUGAUUAGGGACUCUGAGAUCUGCCUGGCGUACACCAAAAGUCUCGAUAACAAAAUUAAUUACUUGCAAAUGUUCAAACAGAUAGAGGAACAGAAAAUACACAUAAUUAUUGUUUUUGCUUCAAAAGUGAAUGUUGAAGCUCUCAUUGAAUCAGCAAUACAACUGAAUAUCUCAAACAAGGUGUGGAUAGCAGAUGAUGGAUGGGCCUUGAACAAGCAGCUCCCCAAAAAGAAAGGAAUCAGAAAUAUUGGAACUGUGCUCGGAGUGUCUCAGACAGUCGUUGGGAUACCUGGUUUCAGUGAUUUCAUCUCAUCUUUUAAAAGCCACACUCAGUGUGGACAUGAAGGACAGCAGACGUUGUGUAAUCAGGUUUGCAACUGCAACAGCCUGAGUGCAGAAGAUAUCAUUACAGCAGACCCAUCUUUCUCUUUUCCUGUUUAUUCUGCUGUGUAUGCCAUCGCUCACGCCUUACACAGUGUUUUGCAAUGUGGAGCCAGCACAUUUAAUGACAGCACUGCAGUGUACCCUCACAUGGUUCUCGCUGAGCUGAAGAAGUCAAACUUUACGCUUUUAAAUCAAAGUGUUCAGUUUGAUGAGAACGGUGACCCCAAGUUUGGAUCCUAUUCUAUAGUUUUCUGGAACAGCAGUGGUAAUGCGCAGGAGAUCGGCUUUUAUCAUGUCCACCCAUCGGUCAAUUUUUUCAUCAACAGCACAGAAAUAGAGUGGUACAUGAGUGGAGAGGUGCCUACUUCACUGUGUUCCCCAGAGUGUCCUAUAGGAUAUGUAAGAAAGUCAGAUGAAAUCCACAAGUGCUGCUUCACUUGUCAAAUCUGUUCCAGUGGAACUUAUGUCAACAGCACAGAGGAUCCCUACCAGUGCAUGGCCUGUAAGGAGACAGAGUGGUCUGCAGAAGGAAGCUCAUCAUGUAACCUGCGGCUGGUGGAGUACAUCCCAUUCACAGACAUUGGGGCUAUACUGAUCAUGGUCGGGGCCUGGGCCUUGGUGGGCAUCACACUCGCCAUGUCUGUUCUCUUUGCCGUGAACUACAACACCCCUGUUGUCAGAUCUGCUGGGGGACCCAUGUGCUUCCUAAUCUUAGGCUGCCUCAGUCUGUGUAGUAUCAGUGUUUUCUUUUACUUUGGCAAACCAACUGUUUCUUUUUGUAUCUUGAGGUUCUUACCGUUCUUCUUGUUCUACACUGUUUGUAUCUCAUGUUUUGUUGUGCGCUCCUUUCAAAUUGUUUGCGUGUUCAAAAUGGCUGCCAAGUUUCCCAAGCUGCACAGCUGGUGGAUGAAGUAUCAUGGACAAUGGCUGGUCAUCACUGUGGCAUUUGUUACUCAGGCAAUCUUCCUUACCAUUGGCUAUUCCUCUGCACCCCCCAGGCUCUACAAUGAAACAGUAUGGUACCCAGAUAAAAUCAUACUUAGUUGUGACUUCAAUCUGAAAGCCUGCUUUGGUUCUAUAUUUAUACUUCUGUCUCUGUGCAGUCUUUGCUUUAUUUUCUCCUACAUGGGAAAAGACCUCCCCAAAAAUUACAACGAGGCCAAAGCGAUAACGUUCUGUCUGCUGCUGCUGAUCCUCAACUGGAUCAUCUUUGCCACUGAAUACAUGCUUUACCGGGGAAAAUACAUCCAAACAUUUAACGCCUUGGCAGUGCUCUCCAGUCUCUACUCCUUUCUGUCGUGGUACUUCAUUCCAAAAUGUUACAUCAUCAUUUUCCAACCUAAGAAAAAUACACAGCAGUACUUUCAAGGUCUCAUUCAGAACUACACCAAAACUAUUAGCCAGUAG